Peronospora matthiolae is the source of this 321-nucleotide messenger RNA. Lineage: Eukaryota; Oomycota; Peronosporomycetes; Peronosporales; Peronosporaceae. The record is from the annotation of a GenBank genome assembly.
AUGCGAUGCGCGAGCAAGGCCGCCGAGAGCACGUCCGCAUGUCUCUGUGCGGACGCCGAAGUAGAGACCGCAGCAACUGAUGUCUCAUCGGUUGCUGAAGCGACCCAGCCUGUGUCACUUGGUGAUGCAGGCGCUGGUCAUGAAGACACUCAUGUCUUCACAGAGUACGAGCUCGGUGUCUCGUACUCUCCUGAUACGGAAGACGGAUCCGUAUCGACGGCGAUCGAAACCAAGCCGCCUGCCAAGCGUGGCAUGGAUGAUGCUUUGCGUCGUAGCAUCUUUGGUUCAUCUGAUGAAUCAGAUGAACCAUCGUCAAAGUGA